UAGUAUAAAUUGCUCAGGUGUGUUUGAAAGAUGUUCUUCCUCUCCUUGCUGUGCAUAUGUGGUCUCCUGCUGCGAGGUGAUGCCCAGGACCGAGCCUCCCUGUGGAGGGGGAAUGACCGGAGCGGCCGAUGCCAGUACACCUUCACCGUGCCCAGCCCCGCGGAGGCCACCUGCCCUCAGGCUGGAGGUCCAGAGCUGGACGGCCUGAAGGCCAGGCUCGGUGUGCUGGAGGCGCUGGUGGCCCAGCUCGGCGGGAAGGACGUUCAGCCGCGGGGAGGCCAGCCGGGGGCCGCUGCCAGACCGCAGCCCGAGCUCCAGGAGGCUCUCAGCCGAGCGGUGGCAGAGAGGAACCUGCUGCAAGGGGAGAAAGAGAGGCUGCAGAGGGAGCUGGACACGCUGAAGCUCAGGAUGGAGGAGAUGAGGCGGGAGACGGAGAGGCUGAGGAGCAGACCCUGCCUGUCUCAGAGCCCAAUGGCAGCUGCCACCGCCACCCAGCAAGACUGGGGCAGAGGCAGACUGGCUGCUGGUUCCAGUCAGAUGUCCCACCUGAUGACGAGGCCCAACCGGCAGGGCGACAGCAGCAACCCGAGAGAUUCAACCUGGCUGCAUGGAGCCCAGGGCUUUCAGGAGGUGAAGGCUGAGGUGACCGAGGUGCCUGCACCAGACGGCAAUGUCGACAACACAGGAUGCGGGCAGCUGAUCUCCGUGGGCGAGCCGGUCACCCACAGGAAGGCCGACAACAUCGCAGGUAAAUACGGUGUCUGGAUGCAGGAUCCUGAGGCCGUUUCCCCCUAUGGAGCCAGCAUGCUCUGGCGCAUCGACACGAUUGGCACCGAGGUCAGGCAGCUGUAUGGGUAUGAUGACAUGGAGCAGCUCUCCAAAGGCUUCCCUUCCAAGGUCCUGCUGCUGCCAGACCCAUUGGAAAGCACCGGGGCCACGAUAUACCGAGGGUCCCUGUACUACCAGAGACGGCUGAGUCGCACCCUGAUCCGCUAUGACCUGGCCUCUGAGAACGUGGCGGCCCGUCGCGAACUCCCCCACGCUGGCUUCCAUGGCCAGUUCCCCUACUCCUGGGGCGGGUACACGGACAUCGACCUGUCUGUGGACGAGAAGGGGCUGUGGGCCGUAUACUCCACCAGCAAGGCCCAAGGAGCCAUUGUGAUCUCGAAGCUGGACCCACACAGUCUGGAGGUGAAGAGGAGCUGGGAGACGAGCAUCAGGAAGGCGUCCGUGGCCAACUCCUUCAUGAUCUGCGGGAAGCUUUACACCGUGGCCAGCUACGCAGCCCGUGACACCACCAUCAACCAGGUGUACGACACAGCAACCAGCCAGCUGAAGGCCGUGUCCAUUCCCUUCAAGAACAAGUACGGCUACAACAGCAUGAUUGACUACAGCUUGGCCCAAAGGAAGCUGUUUGCCUGGGACAACUUCCACCUAGUGUCCUACGACCUCAGGCUGGGUCGUCAGCAGGCUAACUGAGGCCAGCAUCAAUGACUGUUUGCUCACCUGUUCCUGCUUCAGAGACUCUCAGUUUUAGACCAUAACAUGAGCAGCAGUUACAAAGAUAUGGAAAAGCAAAAAGCUCACAAUUAGUCAGUUUCCACCCAAUAUGUGUAAGAAGUUAUGAAAAGAAAAUCCUUCUUUAAUUAGUCAGGAUGAUUUAAAACAGAAUAAAAUAGUGUUUUCUGACCUUUUACAGCAUCCUGACUCAAUCCGCUGAUUUUGUACAUAAUCUCUUAAAGUGAGUCGGACAAAUUGUGGCCCUUUUGUCUUUCCAUAGAAAGCUAACGCCAGUUCACCUGUAGGAAAACUACCAAACUCCAUAAACAUUGGAGGCACGGUGCCUCCCGCAGGCCUGCUUUUCCUUUAUUCCCGUUCCUUAUUUCGCCGUGGCAUGGUCCACGAUGUUGUUUUCAGAGGAAUUAUUUUUGUACCGCCUUUAAUCCAUGUAUGUGAUUUCGUUGUUUUCCGUGUAAAGCUAUAUAUUUGUGAAUUAAAUAAACCACGAAUCAGUUUAACCAAAAACAUGAGAUGCAUUUGAUUCAGUAACGCUAUGAUGAAAACUCCUGUGGUUUUACAUGCCCCGCAGGGAUUUACCAGCCAACAUCCCUCUAUAAAACUGCUCCAAUAAAGCAUGUAUUGAAUGUUGCAACAUGUGUCCAAAAUCCUCAUAAAAUAAAGUUUAUUAACGACG
Messenger RNA from Xiphophorus couchianus (Monterrey platyfish), 2194 nucleotides. It is a transcript of the gene myoc, whose product is annotated as myocilin. The transcript has 5 exons. Gene Ontology annotation, biological process: osteoblast differentiation; signal transduction. Bases 31 to 1479 code for a protein of 482 amino acids. NCBI's taxonomy places the organism in Eukaryota, Metazoa, Chordata, Actinopteri, Cyprinodontiformes, Poeciliidae. Gene Ontology annotation, cellular component: Golgi apparatus. The record is from RefSeq and is a predicted model, not a curated record.